AUGAAUGAAUGCAGAGUAUGUGAUUCUAAAUUUUUAGGAAUCACAAUAGUUUAUAGUCAGUUGGGUGCAAUAGUUUUCAAUGAUUCGUUGAAACAGGCAACAGAGGAAAAAUAUCCAUAUGACAUUGGAAAGUCUAUUCAACCUUUCGUGUUAUCUGAUUGUGGGACUAACUUACUUCAUCAUCAAGUUUGGUCAGAACGCAAUUAUUUACUCUGUGAUCAGAAAUUGACCAAAACAAAUCAUAUACCAGCGUUAAACAGUAAUCCAAUUCAGUCUAUCCAUCAUUCACUUCCAAUAACAUGUACAUAUAAUUUUUAUCAGUUAUCGAAUACUUUUGCAACACCCAAACAUUACUGGCCUAUAUUUGAUGUACCUAUCACACUGGAACAAUAUGAAAUGAGAUAUACAAUAGACAAAUUUGAUUUAAAUACAGCUAUGGAUUAUGCAAAGCUAAUACCUAUGGAUAUAAAUUAUGACGAAUUAUUAUCAAUCAAACGGCAAAAUCAACAGAAUCAAUUGUCAUCUACUUCACAGGUCAUUGAAUCUCCACUAUCUGGUAUUCAUGGGUCAAUAAAUGAUUUAAAACCUGAGUUGACAGUCUUCAAUGAUACUACUAAUCAGUCAAUAAUACAUUUACCCCAAUGCAUGCAUUCACUACCGAAAUCAAACAUGAAUACUGAUAGUUACUCAAAUAAUCAAUAUCUGCCAGUAACAUUCAUUAAUCAAUCUACAUUGAAUGAUUAUUUUCAUACACUAGUCGAUUCAAUCAAUCCAUUCAAUGUAUGCAAUGAUAGUAUUGUUUGUUCAAGUCUGUCAAACAACUCAGACUAUGUUGAUACGGUAUUAAUUAAUCUGGAUCAAGCACCUAAUCAUCGUAUUCUCAGUCAAUGGAGUUCAUCAUCGAAUAUGCAUAAGCCAUUAGUACCAUUAAUAAAAUUUUCUUGUUCAAAAUAUCAUCACAUUCCAGAGGAUGAUAAUAUUUUACAUGGAAACGAAUUAUUCAGUGGUUAUUCAUUGAAUGAAAAUGAAUCGAAGUCUAUGAAAGAAUUGGUUGAGCAAGAUAUUCAAGAAUGGACUAAACGUUUCCCAGAACUUAAUUCAAUGUGUUCAAUUGAAAAUGAGAGUGACGAUGAAAAAUCCAAUGAAAAAACGUUGCUUACACUAAAUAACAAGAAUGAUGUUAAUCCACUAUUAAAUUUGAACAAUGCACCGAUCGAAGAGUCGAAGAAAUAUCAAAAUGAAAUUUUAUCUGUGUGUAGAUUCAAAUUCUGCGAUGACGAAUAACUUACAGAACAUAUAUACAACCGAGAAAUAGUAUACGGCAUUCCACUAGGAAUCAAAUAAUUUUUCAAAAGUUCUUGUCAUAUCUAUCAUUAAGGAUCUAUAUUCAUAAAUACUGAUUAAUAGCUGUCAUGAAGCUGUGUCCAUCAUUGGAUAAGUUAUUUCUAAAAAACUGUUUAAAUGCGAGCUGUAACACAAUGAUAUAAGUGUUUUUACUAAUUAAGAAAGAAAUAUCGAUCGAUCAUUCUCAUUCGUCUGAUACUAAUGCUAGUUCAAUGCAUGAAAAUUUGUCCAUUUGAAGUGAACAUUGAAAAAGAUGUACAUUUUCAUUACGUAAAUUAUCACCAUUUUCCAACUGUGAAUAUAUAAGCAAUCAAUCCAACUGACUUGGACUUGCAGUGGCUAAAUGGCUAUGGACGCUAACUUGUGUACUCACUCAUAAGGUCUUAUAAGAGGCUUCAAUGUUUGAUAGUAAUAAUUACUGAAAACGUCAUGCAGGAAUAGCAUAAAUAAUAGCAAAUAUCAAGUCUUAUUCGUUAUUCUGUAAACUAGAAACAAAUUCACUGAGAUUCAAACAUCUGAUAUUUGAUGAAUUAUAAAAUGGUGGUUGUAGAAGGAUGGUUGUAAUAGGAUACUUCGAUGAUUGAGCAUUCGUGGAAGAUUGUGACCGUGGAAAAAAUUAGUUUUCGAAUAAUAUAUCUUAAAUAAUUUUAGCUUGGAAGCAAGUGAAAUGUACAUCAAUCUUAAUAUUGUACAAGUGAUGUUGAGAAUUCCUAACUGCUAACAAAGUUAUGUCAAAGAAAGCUGUUUCUGUUUUGUAUUAUUACUAUCCUUAUGUAUGAGUUGAGAAUUGAUGACACUCUCAAGAAAGCAAACUGAGUAUCGUAGAAAUUUUGAGCACAUAUUACAAAGAUUUAUAAAUUGCAUUUCAACAAUACAUCAGUCGGUCACAGACUGACAGCUUAGCAAAGAUGAACUGCACCGAUGUCAGACAAUUUCAGAUUGAUUGAAUGUAAUUGAUGUUUGUCUUAUUCUCACAAAACACAACAUUCAUCAAUUCGUAACCGUGGCAAUAACGACAGAGAAGUGUUGACAUUCUUAUUUACUUAAUUGAAAGGAAAUCACCAUUGAUGCUCAGUGGUCGAGUAGACUACGAUUCACCGUAAAUUCUUCAAACAUUUAUUCUUUCUGGUUGAGUACGAUAAGCUGUGAAACAUGAUUGGUUAAUUUGGUAUGUCAACUUGAACUGAUGUACAUACAGACCAAGUACUACAUUUUCGCUUACUUACUGAUUGAUUGAAAGUUCAUUUCUUAUACUAUGUACAACAAACAACCACUUUUGACUUAUUCACGCGUAAUUUUUAUUUUCAUUACACAGCUUGCUGCAACCACCUAUGCCGGUAUACAAACUAUAUCCGCUUGUGAAACACUAUUUGUGUAGUAGAAGUUGACUUCUAUUUUCAACUCAGCAGGCAGG
This is a messenger RNA of Schistosoma turkestanicum, 2758 nucleotides long. NCBI's taxonomy places the organism in Eukaryota, Metazoa, Platyhelminthes, Trematoda, Strigeidida, Schistosomatidae. The record is from the annotation of a GenBank genome assembly.